Molecule: messenger RNA, 2053 nt
Organism: Cydia pomonella (codling moth)
Lineage: Eukaryota; Metazoa; Arthropoda; Insecta; Lepidoptera; Tortricidae
Product: transcription factor hamlet-like
Exons: 2
Coding region: 440-1213 (257 amino acids)
Biological process (GO): regulation of transcription by RNA polymerase II
Cellular component (GO): nucleus
Molecular function (GO): DNA-binding transcription activator activity, RNA polymerase II-specific; RNA polymerase II cis-regulatory region sequence-specific DNA binding
Source: RefSeq, a predicted model, not a curated record
UUUUUUUGAAGAUUAUAAAUAAAUAAAUAAAUAAUAAAUAAAUAAAUAUUAUAGGACAUUAUUACACAAAUUGACUAAGUCCCACAGUAAGCUCAAUAAGGCUUGUGUUGAGGGUACUUAGACAACGAUAUAUAUAAUAUAUAAAUAUUUAUAAAUACUUAAAUACAUAGAAAACACCCAUGACUCAGGAACAAAUAACCAUGCUCAUCACACGAAUAAAUGCCCUUACCAGGAUUUGAACCCGGGACCAUCGGCUUCAUAGGCAGGGUCACUACCAACAAGGCCAGACCGGUCGUCAUUAUGGUUAUAUUGUUUGCAAUUACUUGUUGUAUUACAGUUAUAAAAGAUUAAUCAUAUGUAUUUGUUUUUCAGGUAAAUACAACCUCAACGACCACCAUCCACGAGAUGCCUCAGAAAAGGUCGGUGGCGCACGAGCCCGAUGAGCGCGUGCGCAGCGGCCGCCAUGCGCGAAAAGCACGCGGCGCCGCGCCGCCUCGCCUCCCCGCCCACCUCGCCGCACGAUCAUGUCUCCAGCCCUCUCGGCUCGCCGCGCGCCGACGAGCCACUCGACCUCAGGGUCACCCAUAAGCGCCCGCAGCGUCUCGAAGAUGAGAACUGCAACCUCAUCACGCCCUCGCCGCCGCCGCAUCCUACGCACCCAGCUCACCCGGCCCAUCCGGCCCUGCUCCAGUUCUGCCGACGGUUGCCCCUGGCAUUACCGGCACCUUUCGGCCGCUACCCAUUCUUGCCGGCUGCAGCAGCGACCCUGCUCGCCCCGGGCGCUCCUCGUGCACCCCCAGUACCCCCCAGCCCCGGUGCGCCGAGAGCACGGGAUCGCUACACGUGCUCGUACUGUGGAAAAGCCUUUCCGCGUAGUGCUAAUCUUACUCGGCACCUAAGAACGCAUACGGGCGAGCAGCCUUACCGCUGUAAAUACUGUGAACGCUCGUUCUCAAUAUCGUCCAACCUACAGCGGCACGUAAGAAAUAUCCAUAAUAAGGAAAGACCGUUUAGAUGUCGUCACUGCGACCGCUGCUUUGGACAGCAAACUAAUCUCGACAGGCAUCUUAAAAAGCACGAAGCGGAAAAUGGCGACGAUAACCGUCGGAGAUCACCUGACGAGACAUACUUUGAGGAGAUCAGGUCAUUUAUGGGACGAGUGGCCCCGGCGCGUCGCGUCGCCGCCGCUGCCAACGCCGCUGACCACACCUGAUAGUGGACCAACAUCAUUCAUCUUUUACUAUAAUCUGGUCGAAACAUCCAAAUGACUCUUAUGUAGACUUUACUGAACUUUUGUUGGUGUGUGUGUUGUAUCUCAAUCAGCUUCUAGUGUCUUCUAGCUAGACUUGAAGGAUUAUAAAAAUAUAAUAUGUAUUACGACAAAGCAAAUAGAUGCUCUCAAACAUGAAAUGUUUUAAACAGCUCUCUAAGGCAUCUGACUAAUUGUAUUAAGACAGUAAGCUAAAGCAUACAAUAAUUCUCAGCGCUUUAUUCGAGUUAUUUUCAUAAAUUUUCACAUGAUUGUUACCUAUUUUAUUGACGUAAUUCCGAACAUCGCAGUAAGUUGUAAGUUGUAACCCGGUUUCUGGGAAGCAACUGGCCUCUAUGUUGGCUUAGAUUAUGCUCCGAAGUGAUAUCGCGUCGUUCGUCGUGUUGUAAAUAGUUUGGAGCUCUUUCAAAGUAAUUUAGUCUCUUUACCGAAUCAAUUUACCGGUAGAGUUAUAGGUAUUACAAACCCGCACUAGAUGUACGUAUAAAUAAUUGCUCUUGUCGUGAAAGACAUUAAAUAGGUAUUUUGCCUAAUUAUUUUAAGCCUCCAGAGUGUUCGCUAUAUUUUAAUAACAAUUAUUGAUAAAUAUAUAGUUAUUGUCUGAAUGUAUGUAAGAAUUCUGUUAAUAUUUUUUUUGUAAAUUUUGCUUUAGUCGUUAUAAGGUAAUUAGUAUUAUUAGUCUGAGAGGAAACGCCGGUUACCAAUAAAAUUAUAACUUGUUGUUUAUUAAAGAUAUGAAUAUUUUUAUAAAAUGUUAGAAAAGUUAUUAAAAAGUAUCUAAUA